UGUGAUCUAUGAAUCUCCAGAAUCAAGUUUUGCCAAAAUUUUAAAAGAUCCUUCAGAGAUCUAUAAAUCAUGGCACUGUCACGUAUCCGGUGUAGCAAGGAUCUUCCAGCAGUUUUAACCCGUUUGAAUCGUCAUCCAGUAAAUGGCAUAAUUCUGCAGUUGCACCCAAUUGGGCCAGAAUUGGACAUUGAAAAAUGUAUAAAGUCAAGCGCAAAAGCAAGGAUUCAUGUAUCAGGCGUACGUCGUUAUCCAGAAGCACCAAAACUACCUUUGCCGAGCAACGUCUCAGAGAUUUUUGGUAAUGAAACAGGACGCUUCACGCCAGAGCGCUCACGUGACAUAGCUGCCCCUGUUUUGUUUUAUGCAACGGGUCAACUUGGCAGUCGAGAUGUUCGAGUAACAAGAAAUUUUAUUGAGAACUCCUCUCAUUGGGGAUCAGCUCGAGCAUCUUGUGGAGAUAAUCACGUUGACUCUUACGAUUGCUUCGGAGCUGUGAGCCUUAACAGUUCUAUGCAAAGCAAUGUCCCCUUGCCUUACUGCUCCAAUGGCAAAGCAUCUCAUUUCAAUAUGCCAGGAGGCCAAUGGGCUAAGGACAGUAAAUAUAUUGCAGAGGACAUGCAAAAAUCUCAUUACACUAGCAUCAAAGCUCGGGAAUUAAGGAAGAAAAAACAACCCAAUGGUUGUCUCAUUAACGCUGCUUUCGGUAUAUUAAUGCCAAAAAAUGUGAGUUAUGUCGAAUUCUCGACGGACACUAAAUCCACGACCACAGACUCGGCGAAUAUCGAGCCUAGGGUCGAUGAUAACAAAAAUUCUGGAAAGCCCGUUGCUCUGACCAAUGCUGAAAAACUAAAAAAAGCGGUCAAGGAUUAUGGUAGCACCGUCAUCGUCUUUCACAUCGGCAUUUCACUGAUUUCACUCGGUGCUUGUUACCUUGCGGUUUCUAGUGGAAUAGACUUUGGUUCAUUGGUAAAAAUGAUAUCAAAUGGUGGGAGCGAACGUUUGGAAAGUGCAAUGGCAAAUUCGUCAACAUUCCUUAUUGCUUAUGCAGUCCAUAAGAUUUUCGCGCCGAUUCGAAUAUCGAUAACCCUCGGAGCAACUCCGUUUCUCGUUAGAUAUUUAAGAAGUGUUGGAGUUCUUAAAAUACCGAAAAUGUGAUUUAAUCGCAUAGUUCGUUGAGAGCUUCGCGGAGAGAAAACAAAUUUUUUUUUAAUCCAAAUGUAUAGUUGUAAGGAAUAUAUAUAUAUAUAUAUGUGUUUGUAAAAUGGGAAAAAAUAUAUGGAGAAACAAUAAAUGAAAACGAGA
Venturia canescens is the source of this 1302-nucleotide messenger RNA. RefSeq lists its product as uncharacterized. Lineage: Eukaryota; Metazoa; Arthropoda; Insecta; Hymenoptera; Ichneumonidae. The coding region runs from base 70 to 1155 and encodes 361 amino acids. The record is from RefSeq and is a predicted model, not a curated record. The transcript is spliced from 4 exons. Gene Ontology annotation, cellular component: mitochondrion.